Paramacrobiotus metropolitanus is the source of this 2403-nucleotide messenger RNA. RefSeq names its product protein arginine N-methyltransferase 5-like. The coding region runs from base 180 to 2117 and encodes 645 amino acids. Gene Ontology annotation, cellular component: nucleus; cytosol. Gene Ontology annotation, biological process: regulation of DNA-templated transcription. Lineage: Eukaryota; Metazoa; Tardigrada; Eutardigrada; Parachela; Macrobiotidae. The record is from RefSeq and is a predicted model, not a curated record. The transcript has 5 exons.
GUACGGUACAUUGCGUCCUUUGUGUGCUAAUUUUAUCCCGUUUUACGUUUAUAUGUCAUUCUUUAAUUGUUACAUAGCUUUUUUGAUACUGUUUUUGAUAUAUUUACUAGCAGUGGCUUAAAAGCUUGUGAAGGCUGUUUUACACGUAAAGUAGACUCACAAUCAGCAGAGUUACACCAAUGGAGCAAUCAGCAUGUGAAUCCAGGUUAGCCAUCGGCCUGGUUAUCGAUGCACCGGAUGGGCUUUCAAAGGCUGAUUUUAACUUGUCACAGAGAAAAUUUCUGGAUACUCUGUGUUGCUACAAAUCUUUGGGACUGAGUUUCUGUAUGGUACCGACAGUGAAUGUGGAGCGGGAGAGAGAAAAGCCGCGCAUGUGUGGUUCCAUGCGCUAUCUGCAUUUGGCGCGGUUGCCAGCUUGUAGUUGCGGUCAGAAUGGCGGAUCGCAUUUGCCGCUCAAUAUGGAGUGCGUGUAUCCAUCCGAAGACAGAGUAAUGACGCCCGGAGAUGCUGAAUUAUUGUCCACGGACCCUGAUAAUCGAGUUUGUGUGAUGUUACCGUACCAACCGGAAAAGGAGUUUCAGGUGACGGAAAACGCCGACAUAGUUUGUAACUCGGAGAGAGGGAACGUUUGGGUGGAAGUGAAUCUCGACGGCAGUGUGGAAAAGUCUACUGAGGAAGUUUGUCGGAACGAAAGAGUGCUCUCACCGGAAGCUGCUCUUCGAUAUUUUCAUCAGUUGAUGAUAAGCACCAGAUAUCACCCUAGAAUAUACGCUGCCCUGGCGUUGCCGCGUGAUCUGUCAGCUUACAACGAACGUCUGGAUCACUGGGUCAGCGAGCCGGUAGACUGCGUUGUAGUGACCAGUGCGGCAUUUGUUCCCGGCGAGAACGGACGGAAUGUGCUGCACAUGAAAGAAUUGCAUGACUUAUUCCUGAAAAAACUUAUCACCCUGAAUCGCUGUGCGGUUUUAUUGCGAUUGCAUCCUAAUGAACUGAAGGAAAACCUGAUCAAGCGGUUUGUGGAAACUUUACGCGAUCGUUAUGCUUGCUGUGUGCCCACGCGCCGCUGUCGCCGUUCUGAGCGCUUGUAUGGCACCAUGCAACCAUUGCACGAUAAUCUUUUGCCGGAGCAAUACCACGGAUUCGAAACUGAUGUCAGAAAAUACGAACUUUAUGAGGCUGCUAUUGGCGAAGCUAUGAAGUUUUUACGCACAAAGAGGUGGAGCGCAGACGUCAAAGCAGUUCCGCACGAGUUCGUGGUAGCGGUUCUAGGAUGCGGAGGUGGCGCAAUUGUCGACCGCGCCAUUGCUGCAGCGGCCGCCCUUUCCGCAAAAGUACGGAUAUAUGCCGUCGACAAAAACGUCAACGCAAUUACACUUGCGACGGCGAAGAAAGGAUGUUCGUGGAAAGACGUCGAUGUGGUGAUUGUGCAGAGUGAUAUGCGGUACUGGCGAUGCCCGGAAAAGCUUGAUAUCAUCGCUCAUGAAAUGCUCGGCUGCUUUGCUGACGAUGAAUGCUGUCCGGAAUGUUUAGCCGUACCGCAGAAGUUUCUGCAGCCGGAUGGAAUAUCAAUUCCAUCGACAUAUUCCAGCUACCUUAUGCCAAUUUCCUCGACCCGACUGUACGGAGAAGUGCUUAACAGCUCCAGCCGGCUGCUGGAGCAUAUGCAAGCAUUUUACCCGAACCAGUUUGACUUUUUGGGAUUUGCUUCGGAAGCUCGGGUUUUCUCGUUUCACCACGGUCCGGACGCUUUAGUUGCGGGUUCACAAAGUUGUCGAUUGGAGUAUGUAGCGCUGACCGACGGUCUUCUGCACGGAUUUGCCGGUAGCUUUGAAGCUGUGCUAUUUCGAAACAUCACUUUUUGCACUGGAAUUGGGAGACGGACUCCAGGACUGCAGUCGUGGAAUACCGUGUACUUUCCGCUGAUUCAGCCGGUCUUUAUCAACAAGAACGAUCCCAUUCAUUUGGAGUUUAGCCGUCAUGUAGGAACGGCAGCUGUAUGGUAUGAAUGGAAACUUGUGGAACCUAAAUGUUCCAGAAUUCAUAAUUUGAAUGGAACGAGGCUCACCUUUCCGCUGACUGUGGCAAAAGCCACAGAACCGAAUUUGUGCGAAUACUGACGACUCGUGUGCACUACCCGGCACCUGGAGCGUUCCUUAAACCUGUGUCAUUACAGUAAUUGUUUUCUGUUUUCCUUCUGUUUUGCGGAUGAUCGUGUAUUUUGGUUUUGCGAAUGGAUGUCUUUGUGGCCAGUUAGUGUCCGGUGUCUUGACACACUGACGACAGUUCUUUUCACUAGUUACUAGCUAGUGAUUUUAUACCAUGUGUUUGAAUUUCUUGAGUUUGAAUUUUUGGGGUAUGGAACGUUGUCACGUUAUUGUUUCACUGGAUAGAAGGUUUUUUGAG